Molecule: messenger RNA, 14409 nt
Organism: Crotalus tigris (Tiger rattlesnake)
Lineage: Eukaryota; Metazoa; Chordata; Lepidosauria; Squamata; Viperidae
Gene: CSMD1
Product: CUB and Sushi multiple domains 1
Exons: 66
Coding region: 252-10118 (3288 amino acids)
Source: RefSeq, a predicted model, not a curated record
UCUCUCCUUUUACUAAAAAAAAAAAAAAAUCAGCUGAAGGUGCUUGUGGAGGAACUCUUCGUGGGACCAGUGGAAUUAUUUCAAGUCCUCACUUUCCUUCAGAAUAUGACAAUAGUGCAGACUGCACGUGGACCAUUCUGGCAGAGCCAGGAGACACCAUCGCUCUGGUUUUCACAGAUUUCCAACUGGAAGAAGGCUAUGAUUUCUUGGAAAUCAGCGGCACUGAAGCCCCAUCCAUAUGGUUGACUGGCAUGAAUCUGCCUUCACCUGUUAUCAGCAGUAAAAACUGGUUACGGCUCCAUUUCACUUCUGACAGUAAUCACAGGCGGAAAGGAUUUAACGCUCAGUUCCAAGUGAAAAAGGCAAUUGAGCUGAAAUCGAGAGGCGUCAAGAUGUUGCCCAACAAAGAAAACAAUCACAAGAAUUCUUUUUUGAGUCAAGGAGGAGAUGCUGUUGCCUCAGAUAUGUGUCCUGACCCAGGGAUUCCUGAAAAUGGGAAGCGAGCAGGCUUGGACUUUAGAGUUGGUGCUAGUGUGCAUUUUACCUGCGAAGAUAAUUAUGUGCUCCAAGGAACAAAAAGCAUUACUUGUCAAAAGGUGACAGAUACUUUAGCUGCUUGGAGUGACCAUAGGCCAAUUUGCCGUGCUAGAACGUGUGGUUCUAACCUCCGUGGUCCAAGUGGUAUUAUCACAUCACCCAAUUAUCCUGUUCAAUAUGAAGACAAUGCACACUGUGUAUGGGUUAUAACAACCCUUGAUCCAGAAAAGGUCAUAAAGCUUGCUUUUGAAGAAUUUGAGCUGGAAAGAGGAUAUGACACUCUUACAGUAGGAGAUGCUGGCAAAGUGGGAGAUACAAGAACAGUUUUAUAUGUUCUGACAGGCUCCAGCGUUCCUGAUCUUAUUGUAAGCAUGAGCAACCAGAUGUGGCUCCAUUUACAGUCAGAUGACAGCAUUGGCUCACUAGGAUUCAAAGCUGUUUAUCAAGAAAUAGAGAAAGGUGGCUGUGGUGAUCCUGGAGUUCCAUCUUAUGGGAAGAGGACUGGGAAUAGUUUCCUUCACGGAGAUUCUCUUACUUUUGAAUGUCAGGCAGCAUUUGAACUUGUGGGAGAGAGAAUGAUCACAUGUCAGCAGAACAAUCAGUGGUCUGGCAAUAAACCCAGUUGUGUUUUCUCAUGUUUCUUCAAUUUCACAACACCUUCAGGAAUUAUUCUUUCACCAAACUAUCCCGAAGAAUAUGGAAACAACAUGAAUUGUGUAUGGCUGAUUAUUUCAGAACUGGGGAGCAGGAUACAUCUUAUUUUUAAUGACUUUGAUGUAGAGCCUCAGUUUGAUUAUUUGACAGUGAAAGAUGAUGGGCUUUCUGACCUACCAGCUCUUGGUACUUUUUCGGGCAAUGAUGUGCCUUCUCAAAUUGCCAGCAAUGGACACAUAGUACGCCUUGAAUUUCAAUCAGAUCAUUCAACUACUGGAAGGGGAUUCAAUAUAACCUAUACUACAUUUGGUCAAAAUGAGUGCCAUGAUCCAGGAAUCCCCAUCAAUGGAAGACGCUUUGGAGACAGAUUCCUUCUAGGAAGCUCAGUUUCUUUUCAUUGUGAUGAUGGCUUUGUGAAAACUCAGGGCUCAGAGACUAUAACUUGUGUACUGCAAGAUGGAAAUGUUGUAUGGAGUUCAACUGUCCCACGUUGUGAAGCACCGUGUGGUGGCCAUCUGACUGCAUCUAAUGGCAUCAUUUUGCCACCAGGAUGGCCAGGGUACUACAAAGAUUCAUUAAACUGCGAAUGGGUCAUUGAAGGCAAGAAAGGGCACUCCAUUAAGAUCACCUUUGAUAAAUUCCAAACAGAAGUAAAUUAUGAUACAUUGGAAAUCAGAGAUGGACCAAGUGGUUCAUCCCCAUUAAUUGGGGAAUAUCAUGGUACCCAAGCACCACAGUUUCUUAUUAGUACUGGCAAUUUUAUGUAUCUGUUAUUCACCACGGACAACAGCCGUUCUAGUGUUGGUUUCUUAAUUCACUAUGAGAGUGUCACACUGGAAUCUGACUCCUGCCUUGACCCAGGAAUUCCAGUAAAUGGCCACCGUCAUGGCAAUAAUUUCAGUAUCCGAUCUACAGUAACAUUUAGCUGUGAUCCAGGUUAUACUCUGAGUGAUGAUGAACCACUUCUGUGUGAAAGAAAUCACCAGUGGAAUCAUGCACUGCCUAGCUGUGAUGCUCUAUGUGGUGGCUAUAUUUAUGGAAGGAGUGGAACUCUUCUGUCACCAGGCUUUCCUGAUUUUUAUCCCAAUUCUUUAAACUGCACAUGGACAAUUGAGGUUUCUCAUGGCAAAGGUGUUCAACUGAUCUUCCACACCUUUCACUUGGAGAGCUCCCAUGACUAUUUGCUCAUCACGGAAGAUGGGAGCUUUACAGAACCUGUGGCAAGAUUAACCGGAUCUGUUUUACCUCCAACCAUUAAAGCUGGGCUCUUUGGAAACUUUACUGCACAACUUCGAUUCAUUUCUGACUUUUCCAUUUCCUAUGAAGGUUUUAAUAUAACAUUUUCAGAAUAUGAUCUGGAGCCUUGCGAUGACCCUGGGGUUCCUGCCUUCAGUCGACGCAUAGGAUUUCAUUUUGAAGUUGGAGAUUCCUUGACAUUUUCUUGUUUUCCUGGAUAUCGUUUGGAAGGUGCGAUCAAGAUUAUCUGUCUGGGUGGUGGCCGUCGUGUAUGGAGUGCACCUCUGCCAAGGUGUGUGGCUGAAUGUGGAGCAAGUGUAUCUGGGAAUGAAGGAACAUUGCUAUCACCAAAUUUUCCAUCUAACUAUGACAACAACCAUGAAUGCAUCUAUAAAAUUGAAACUGAACCUGGGAAAGGCAUCCACUUAAGAGCCAGAACCUUUAAACUUCAUGAUGGUGAUACUGUUAAGGUGUAUGAUGGAAAAGACAGUUCAUCACGUUUGUUGGGAACUUUUACAAAAAUGGAAUUGCUAGAACUCAUUCUUAAUAGCACAUCUAAUCAUUUAUGGAUAGAAUUUAACAGUAAUGGAUCAGAUACAGACCAAGGUUUUCAUCUCACAUAUACAAGCUUUGAUUUAGUGAAAUGUGAAGAUCCUGGAACCCCAAACUAUGGCUACAGAAUCCGUGAUGAAGGACAUUAUACAGAAACAGUGGUUUUAUACAGUUGUAAUCCAGGCUACACGAUGCAUGGUAGUAAUAUUAUUACUUGCUUAAGUGGCGAUCGAAGAGUUUGGGACAAGCCCUUACCUACUUGCAUAGCCGAAUGUGGUGGACGAAUUCAUGCUGCUACUUCUGGUCGUAUCCUUUCUCCAGGUUAUCCAGCUCCAUAUGACAACAAUCUGCACUGCACUUGGAUUAUAGAAGCAGAUCUUGGGAGAACAAUUAGUCUGCAUUUUAUUGUUUUUGAUACUGAGGUGGGUCAUGACAUCCUCAAAGUCUGGGAUGGUCCCAUUGAAAGCAACAUUUUGCUGAAAGAGUGGAGUGGUUCAGCUCUUCCUGAAGACAUUUACAGCACUUUCAAUUCACUGACCUUACAAUUUGACAGUGACUUCUUUAUCAGCAAAUCUGGCUUUUCUAUCCAGUUUUCAACAUCAAUUGCAUCUACUUGUAAUGAUCCUGGAACCCCACAGAAUGGAAGUAGAUAUGGAGACAGCAGAGAGCCUGGAGAUACAAUCACCUUCCAGUGUGACCCAGGGUAUCAACUCCAAGGAGAAGAUAAAAUUACUUGUGUACAACUGAACAAUCGAUUCUUUUGGCAGCCUGGUGCACCAACAUGUCUAGCUGCAUGUGGUGGAAAUCUUACAGGUCCAGCAGGUGUUAUUUUAUCACCAAACUAUCCACAGCCAUAUCCUCCAGGGAAGGAAUGUGACUGGAGAAUAAAAGUAAACCCUGAUUUUGUCAUUGCUUUGAUAUUCAGAAGUUUCAACAUGGAACCUAGUUAUGAUUUUUUGCAUAUUUAUGAAGGAGGAGAUUCUAACAGCCCUCUGAUUGGCAGUUUUCAAGGUUCCCAGGCCCCAGAUAGAAUAGAGAGCAAUGGCAAUAAUCUGUUCUUGGCAUUUCGGAGUGAUGCUUCAGUUGGCAUGGCAGGAUUUGCCAUUGACUAUAAAGAAAAACCACGGGAAGCAUGUUUUGACCCCGGCAACAUAAUGAAUGGAACCAGAAUUGGAACAGACUUUAAACUUGGGUCAAGUAUUACUUAUCAGUGUGAUUCAGGUUACAAGAUUAUUGAUCCUUCUACUGUCAUUUGUGUGAUUGGUGUUGAUGGAAAACCUGCAUGGAACAGAGUCUUGCCAUUUUGUAGUGCUCCCUGUGGAGGCCAGUAUACUGGAUCAGAGGGAGUAGUUUUAUCACCAAAUUAUCCUCAGAACUACACUACUGGGGUGACUUGUCAAUAUUCAAUUACAGUUCCUAAAGAAUUUGUUGUGUUUGGACAGUUUGCCUAUUUCCAAACAGCUCUAAAUGAUGUAGUAGAAUUAUUUGAUGGAGAACAUCCUCAAGCUAGACUUCUGAGUUCACUUUCUGGAUCUCAUUCAGGAGAGACCCUGCCUUUAGCUACAUCCAAUCAGAUUCUCUUGAGGUUUAGUGCCAAGAGUGAAGCAUCUGCAAGGGGCUUUCAUUUUGUCUAUCAAGCGGUUCCACGAACAAGUGAUACGCAAUGCAGCUCCGUCCCAGAGCCAAGAUAUGGCAGGAGGAUUGGCUCUGAAUUUUCAGCUGGUUCUGUAGUUCGCUUUGAAUGUAGUCCAGGCUAUCUUCUCCAAGGCUCCAAAGCUAUCCGCUGCCGUUCUGUGCCCAAUGCUUUAGCACAGUGGAACGACACAGUGCCAAGCUGUGUGGUGCCAUGCAACCGGAAUUUCACUGAACGCAGAGGUACUAUACUGUCCCCAGGUUAUCCUGAACCUUAUGGUAACAGCUUGAAUUGUGUGUGGAAAAUCAUAGUGACUGAGGGAUCAGGUAUUCAGAUACAGGUAAUAAACUUUGCCACUGAACAUAAUUGGGACUCUCUUGAAAUUUAUGAUGGUGGUGAUAUGACUGCACCAAGGCUUGGAAGCUUUUCAGGUACCACAGUACCAGCACUGUUGAACAGCACUUCCAAUCAACUUUAUUUACAUUUUCAUUCUGAUAUUAGUGUAGCGGCAGCUGGUUUUCACCUGGAAUAUAAAACUGUAGGUCUUGCUUCCUGCCCAGAACCUGUAAUUCCUAGCAAUGGAUUUAAAAUUGGUGAUAGAUAUAUGGUGAAUGAUGUUUUAUCAUUUCAGUGUGAGCCAGGAUAUACAUUACAGGGACGUUCUCAUAUUUCUUGUAUGCCUGGAACAGUUCGCCGUUGGAAUUAUCCUUCUCCUCUCUGUAUUGCCAAAUGUGGUGGUACACUGACAAACAUGGCUGGCGUGAUCCUGAGCCCAGGUUUCCCAGGAAAUUAUCCUAGUAAUCUAGGCUGCACAUGGAAGAUAUUAUUGCCUACUGGAUAUGGGGCACAUCUACAAUUUCUGAACUUCUCCACUGAAGCUAACCAUGACUUCCUUGAAAUUCAAAAUGGGCCUUACCACAUCAGUUCUAUGAUUGGCCAGUUCAGUGGUACAGAUCUUCCACCAUCUUUAUUAAGUACAACACAUGAAACUCUCAUCCAUUUUUAUAGUGAUCACUCAGAAAACCGACAUGGAUUUAAAUUUGCAUAUCAAGCUUAUGAAUUACAGAAUUGUCCAGAUCCUCCUCCAUUUUAUAAUGGAUAUAUAAUCAAUUCCGAUUACAGUGUGGGCCAGUCUAUCUCUUUUGAAUGCUAUCCUGGAUAUGUGUUAAUCGGUCACUCCGUGCUCACUUGCCAUCAUGGGAUCAACAGGAAUUGGAACCAUCCUUUUCCAAAGUGUGAAGCCCCUUGUGGAUAUAAUGAAACAUCUCAGAAUGGUACUGUGUAUUCACCAGGAUUUCCAGAUGAAUAUCCAAAUUCAAAAGAUUGUACAUGGCUUAUAACUGUAGCCCAGGGUCAUGGCAUCUAUAUCAAUUUCACAUUACUCCAAACAGAAUUAGUGAAUGACUACAUUGCAGUAUGGGAUGGCCCAGACCAAAAUUCACCCCAGUUGGGAGUGUUCAGUGGGAACACAGCUCUGGAAACUGCCUUUAGCUCCAGCAAUCAAGUCCUUCUCAAGUUUCACAGUGAUUUCUCCACUGGAGGAUUUUUUGUUCUCAAUUUUCAUGCAUAUCAGCUUAAGAAAUGCCAGUCUCCUCCAUCAGUUCUGCAUGCUGAAUUGCUUGCUGAAGAUGAUGAUUUUGAAAUAGGAGACUUUGUCAAAUACAAGUGUCACCCUGGCUAUACUUUGGUUGGAAAUGACAUGAUGUUCUGUAAGUUAAAAGCCCUACUUCAGUUUGAGGGGUCUUCUCCAGUUUGUGAAGCACAGUGCCCAGCAAAUGAAAUUCAUACAAUGUCAUCUGGUGUAAUCCUCAGUCCAGGUUAUCCAGGAAACUAUCUCAAUUCACAAACAUGUGCCUGGACUCUUAAAGUUGAGCCAAACUAUAAUAUCACUGUUUUCGUAGAAUCGUUUCAAAGCGAAAAGCAGUUUGAUGAGCUGGAAAUCUUUGAUGGUUCUUCGGGACAAAGCCCUUUGUUGGUUGCCUUGAGUGGAAAUCAUACUGGGCAACUUAACUAUACAAGCAAAUCCAACCAGUUGUAUCUGCGUUGGUCAACUGACCAUGCAACUACUAAAAAAGGUUUCAAGAUACGUUAUUCAGCUCCAUACUGCAGCUUAAAUCAUAUUGUGAAGAAUGGUGGAAUUGUAAAUAAAACCAAGGGCACAAUUGGCAGCAUAAUUCACUACUAUUGUAAAUCUGGAUACAGGAUUAUUGGUCAUAGCAAUGCAACAUGCAGACAUCACCCAAAUGGCAUGUAUCAAUGGGAUUCUCCUCCACCUCUUUGCCAAGCUGUAUCCUGUGGUAUUCCAGAGUCUCCGGGAAAUGGUUCAGUUUGGGGUAAUGAAUUUAUUUUGGGUAGCAGAGUGAUAUAUGAAUGUAAUGAAGGCUUCAAGCUAGAAUCUAGUCAACAAACAACAGCAGUAUGUCAAGAAGAUGGAUUGUGGAGUAAUAAAGGAAGACCACCUGUCUGUAAGCCUGUGAUUUGCCCCAGCAUUGAAAGUCGGCUUUCAGAACAUGUCGUCUGGAGACUGAUUUCUGGGUCAGUGAAUGAGUUUGGAGCACAAAUCAUGUUGAGCUGCAGCCCUGGUUAUUAUUUAGAGGGGCAGAGACUCAUAAUGUGUACAACUAAUGGAACUUGGAGUGAUACUAAUGAGAGACCAACGUGUAAGGUUAUUUCAUGUGGAAGUCUUCCCUCUCCACCAAAUGGAAAUAAGAUUGGGACCAUGACAAUUUAUGGAGCCACAGCAAUCUUUACCUGUAACACUGGAUAUACACUUGUUGGGUCUCACGUGAGAGAAUGCUUAGCAAAUGGACUUUGGAGUGGAACUGAAACACGGUGUCUUGCUGGACACUGUGGUUCUCCAGAUCCAAUUGUAAACGGUCACAUUAGUGGCGAUGGUUUCAGUUACCGUGAUACUGUGGUGUACCAAUGCAAUCCCGGUUUUCGACUUGUUGGCACAUCUGUUCGGAUAUGCUUACAAGAUCACAAGUGGUCUGGGCAAACUCCGGUUUGUGUCCCAAUCACGUGUGGCCAUCCAGGAAACCCUUUGCAUGGUGUAACCAACGGCAGUGAAUUCAACUUGAACGAUGUAGUCAACUUCACCUGCAAUACAGGAUAUUUACUUCAGGGUGUCUCCCGAGCACAGUGCAGAAGCAAUGGACAGUGGAGCAGUUCUUUACCCAGUUGUCAAGUGGUGAACUGUUCAGAUCCAGGCUUUAUGGAAAAUUCUAUUCGUCACGGACAGCAGAAUUUCCCUGAAUCUUUCAAGUAUGGAAGCAGUGUCAUAUACCACUGUAAGAAGGGAUUCUAUCUUCUAGGAUCUUCCACUGUAACAUGUAAAGCCAAUGGUUUAUGGGACAGAUCAUUACCCAAAUGUUUGCCAAUAUCUUGUGGACAUCCUGGAGUGCCAACAAAUGCAAUUCUAUCAGGAGACAAAUUUACAUUUGGAUCUGUUGUUCACUACUCGUGCACAGAACGGCAAACUCUCUUGGGAAACUCUAGCAGAGUGUGCCAGGAAAACAGCCGCUGGAGUGGGACACUCCCUCAUUGUUCAGGAAACAAUCCAGGAUAUUGUGAUGAUCCCGGAAUGCCCUCUCAUAGUUCUAGACUUGGUGAUGAGUUCAAGAUCAAAAGCCUAAUACGUUUUUCCUGCGAAAUGGGCUAUCAGUUGAGAGGUUCCCCAGAAAGAACAUGUCUUCUUAAUGGAUCUUGGUCUGGAUUGCAACCGGUCUGUGAAGCUGUAUCUUGUGGAAAUCCUGGAACACCGGCCAAUGGCAAGAUAAUCUAUAGUGAUGGGAUUUCAUUUUCUAGCUCAGUUAUUUAUGCUUGUUGGGAAGGCUAUAAGACUUCUGGCCUGACAACUCGCCAUUGUACAGCUAAUGGGACAUGGACAGGCACUGCCCCAGACUGUACAGUGAUCAGUUGUGGAGAUCCAGGUGAAUUGGCAAAUGGCAUUCAGUUUGGAAAUGAUUUCUCAUUUAAUAAGACAAUAACCUAUCAGUGUAAUCCAGGCUACCUGAUGGAACCUGUUGGAGCAUCCACCAUCCGUUGUACCAAAGAUGGAACUUGGAACCAGAGUAAACCCAUCUGUAAAGUUAUUACCUGUGGACCACCUCCUCAGGUCCUAUAUGGAAAGGUGGAAGGAUCUGCUUUCCACUGGGGAUCAAGUAUAAGUUACAGCUGUGCUGAUGGGUAUCACCUUUCCAAUUCUGCUAUCCUUUCAUGUGAAGGUAGAGGAGUAUGGAGAGGAGACAUUCCACAGUGCCUACCUGUCUAUUGUGGAGAACCUGGUGUUCCAGCUAAUGGGAGACUCAGCGGUAAAAGUUUCACCUACAGAUCUGAAGUCACUUUCCAGUGCAGACCAUCUUUGAUAUUGAUAGGAUCUUCAAGGCGAGUUUGCCAAGCUGAUGGUACAUGGAGUGGAAUUCAGCCCACAUGCAUUGAUCCUGCUCAUAACAGCUGCCCAGAUCCUGGAACACCACAUUAUGGAAUCCAGAAUAGCUCCACAGGUUAUGAGGUAGGGAGCAGGGUCUUCUUCAGAUGUAGAAAGGGUUAUCAUAUUCAGGGCUCUUCUACAAGAACAUGCCUUUCGAAUUUAACUUGGAGCGGCAUACAACCUGAAUGUAUUCCUCAUGGCUGUAGGCAGCCAGAGACGCCAGCGAAUGUAGAUGUAAAAGCAAUAGAUCUACCUACUCUAGGCUAUACUCUGGUGUAUACGUGUCAGCCGGGAUUUUUUCUUGCUGGUGGAUCAGAACACCGGACAUGUAAACCAGACAUGAAAUGGACAGGAAAGUCACCUGUUUGUAAAAGUAAAGGAGUGAGAGAAGUUAAUGAGACAGUAACUAAAACACCAGUUCCCUCAGAUGUAUUUUUUAUAAAUUCAUUGUGGAAGGGGUUUUAUGAGCAUCUAAGGAAAAGACAAGUUGCAACUCUUACAGUUGACUGGUUCAAUGCUACAAGCAGUAAGGUGAAUGCUACUUUCAUUGACACAUCCAGCAUGAAACUUAAAUUAUCAGGCACUUACAAGAAAGAAGAAGCUCAUUUGCUUCUGAAAGUCUAUCAUGUUAAAAAUCCUAAAGAAGGUUUUGUAAACAAGCUUGAAAACGACAAGUGGGCAUUGGAUGGCUAUGUGUCAUCUGGGCUUGAAAGAGGUGUCUUUACUUAUCAAGGUGAUAUACACGGAAAAGAUUUUGGAAAAUUUAUGUUCCAAAGAGAAAGUCCUUUAAAUGUGGAUGCCGAUCACUCCAAUCACAGCUAUGGUACAAAUAGCAGUUCUGUGGCAGCUGCCAUCCUAGUACCCUUCUUUGCUCUAAUAUUAUCAGGGUUUGCAUUUUACCUCUACAAACACAGAACAAGACCAAAAGUACAGUACAAUGGUUAUGCUGGACACGAAAACAGCAAUGGACAGGCGUCAUUUGAAAAUCCUAUGUAUGAUACAAACUUAAAGCCCACAGAGGCAAAAGCUGUGAGGUUUGACACAACUCUGAACACAGUUUGUACAGUGGUAUAGCCUUCAGUGCCCAAUUUGACUGAUUCAUAGCCAUACCUCUGAUGGACAAGCAGUAAUUCCUUUGGUGCCAUAUACCAGUUUCCCUUCUCCACUUGACUUCACUGCUGUAAUCUUUAACAUCUCCUGGCAUAGAUGCAGCAAGGCUUUUUUGCUGGAACCUCGGUCUUUUGGGGAAUCAAGACUAAGAUGAUGUCUUUGUCUCAAAGGUAGAUUUGAAAUAUCUGGCUAUAUUUGCUCCAAAUUAAGGCACACUUUCAAGGAAGACUGCCAAGUCAUAUCCAUCUGUCAUAUUUAAAUGCCUCAGACCUUCACAUUUGUAUGUGGCUGGAUGCCUUUCAAUGCAAUCUUCUGGGCACUCGGAUCACUCCCUUGGGACCUAUAACAAACAAUAGCACCAUAAAUUAUCCCCAGGAAUAAGAACACUCUGAAGGAGAUUUAAACAAAACCAAUCAAAGGAGAUGACAAACUUCCUCGGGGCCUGCACACAUCUACGAAAUGCUUUACCAUUGAAACCUUGUUCACAAUACAGCCGUACAGUAUAUCUCAGAUGUUCAUGUAGAAGGCAAUCUACAAACUUCCCAGUCAGCUGUUGUAUUGCAAAAUGUUAAUGCACAAUUUUUUGCACUAGUGUGGUAUGAAUGAAUAAGAUACUGGUUAAAAAAAAAACAAAAUAUACAGGGUUUAUACACACAUUGUAUAUAAGCAUUUGGCCUUUUUUUAAUCCAGUAAAUCAUUCCAUGACACUUUUUUUUCCCUAAUACAGUAUGUAUGUUGCACAACAAUCCAUUUAUUUAAUCCUGCUAGGAUAAUUCAUAAACAGAAGGAGACUAUAUUCUGAUUGGGUUUUUUUUUCUAUAAACACCAGAGCUAGGAAUAAGAAUAAUUAAAUGGAUUAUGAAGAGAGGGGUCCCAUAUCUACUAAACAUUAAUCCCAGUAUUGUUUCUUCUCUGAUGUGAUUCAUUACUGUCAGUGUCAUACUGUUUAACAGCAGGGGGGUCAGGCAGCGUCUGCUGCUUGCCAUGUACAAAAUGUGAAUAGUAAUUUAUUUUAAAUAGUUCAUAAAGCCUGUGAGCCUUGUGCUCAUAAAACAGUCUUCCUUUUUGCAUUCUUUUCCAUCUUUUCUUCUUCCUCUCCACUGACAUGAAUUUCUGCUGUACCAUUAUGCUUUCAGAGGCAUAGAACUCGGAGCUCAGUUUUAUAGUCAACACAGUAACUUCCCACAGCAAUCAUGACUCUUUUCCAUGGGUUGUAUGGGUGUGUGCGCACAUGUCUCUGUGUGUGUAUCUCUGUGUGUGAUUGUUUUGUUUGCUACAUUUUUAACCAAUACUGCUUAAUGCUUUUGUAAUCAUACAGCUUGACAGAGCAAGUUUGAGAUUUAGAGGUAUUCCUCAGUAUAAUAAAAUGAGCAUAGCCUUCCCCUCCCCCCAAAAUGGGGAUAGGCUACAACAAAAAUAAUUGACAGAUUCUUUAAUCAUGAAAUUAUUUGACAAAUAUCAUUGAUUCAAUGUGGCACACCUAUAGCAUGGAUCCACAAAUGGCAUUGGCAUAAGGAAUCUAUAGCACUGUUGACAGGAUUAAGGAUACCUAUACAAAUAGGUACGAUGGAAUCAGACUUUGCUACUCUCUAUUUCUUUGCUUAGUAGACUAGUGUGAGAACAAGGCAUAAGAGUCUCUUUGUAUUGUACUGGGCAAUAGAGUGUCACCAUCAUAUAACUGAAAGUCCAGUUCAUUCAGCUUGCACAAAAUGUUGACUGCAACUCUUAUCAGUUAAGUCAACCUUAUUGGUUACAUCCAAUUUUAGCUUGGAUGCAAUUAUCUGGACAGUUAUGCAAUGAUGUGCAAAUACCUAAUUCAUCCUGAUGGACUUAAGGACACGUGCUUAUGCACUGUUAUUUAUAUCAUUACAGGAUAAGUCAUUGCUAUUAUUUCUCCUAGCUUCAGUGGGAUAAUAAUGGGAUAUGUUACCACUGAUUUAGAAAGAAAAGAAAAGAAAGAAAGAAAGAAUUACUUUUAGGAUUUUUCUUCCCCAAAGUUUCUUCAAAUUAGUACACAAGACAAGUUCUAAACAGCUGCACAAUUAACUCCUCACGUUCUCAGGAACACUGGGCUUAUUUAAAAUAACAGCCCUAAGCAACAUUAAAUUAUUUUUGAAAUGGAAAAAUAGAACAGGAUUUCAAACUAAAUUAGUAUAUCACAAGGACCUCUUUUUGUGUUGUUAAGUGGAAGAAAACCCUUGGCAAUCCAAAUCUCUGGGUGCCUAAAGUAGCUGUUUGGAUCUUGACCGUGAUUUUGUCUACCCUCCCACUCAAAGUUUCUUUCUUUGCUUUUAAUUCUUGUUGAACACUUUAAUGACUAAAUAUGUUACCAAAAAUUCAGUGUUAACAGGAAAGAUGAUAACUUUAUGUUAUAUGGCAAGAAAAGUUUGCAAGGCAAUCUGAUCAAAAUAGAAAACGUUAUAUAGUUUUGAUGGAAGAUACCAGCAAUAUCAAUAUAUUUUGCUGUCUGAUUUUUUUUUAAAGUUUAUUCUUAUAAACCUAGGAGAUGUCUAGAUGCCUUGCUUUGCUUCAGAUGCUGAUAAUCUGUGAAUAUGCCAUGUGCAGUUACAAUUUUAUAUGAUCUUCAACAAAUGUUUGCAUUCUCUGGAAGGACAGCAGUGUCAAGUUACAUUUCUUGAAGUGUAGCUUCCUUGCUGUCUUAUAUUGUUGUCACUGGAGAAAGUCAAACCAUCACUGCUGCCUUUGUAGUCACUUUAUCUAAAAUUAUACUGAUGGCAAAAGUAACCAAAGUUAUUUAAAAAAAAUACAGCAUUGAGAGAAAUAACUGAUUUUUUUCUAACUAUUACCAAGUCUGGAUAAAAUGUAAGAAGAGAGAAAAUUUUAUAAUAGUGUUAUCAGCAUGUGUCCUGAUUCAGAAAUCUACCUGUGCUGAUAAAUGCAAAAUAUCUCUUCUCUUCUUAAUUUCAUUGCUUUGAAGUCAGGUGCACAGUAGAAGGCCUACUGGAUGAGCUUCAUCUAUUGAAAUGAAUUGGGAGAACAUUCCAGUUAAUGGACUAGCAUUCAUUGAUCACAAUGAAUCAUGAAAUUAGAAUGAUAGUUUUGCUUUUUUGUUCUCUUUUAUAGUGUCUUUGUUUAAGAUCUUGACUAUGCUUCACAUGUAACAGUGAAGUAUAAUUAUAUCACAAAGAGUAAAGUUGUUUAUGCUACAAUUAGAAGUCAUCAACACUUUACCUAAUGCAGGCAAAACCAUUUCAGUUGGAAAUAUUUCAUUUGAGUUGGUACUAAACUUUCUGCAGGCCCACUGAUACUGGUGAAACUGCAGGAAAACAGCUUGUUUUGCACGUAUAGUGUAUCUAUCCAAUAAAAAAAAUAGGUUUGUAGAAAGGCUUUUUUUUUGUUUUGUUUUUUUGGGUCACCUCUGUGCCUAUUUUGUGUUCCAUCUGUUUUCGUUACAGUCACAUUGUAUGCACUGACCAAGUUUGAUCUUCCAUUUCUUCCAUUAUUUUCAGAGCCCAGAUCCUCAAGUGCCACCUAAAGUCUAUUCACUUGAGUAGGGCUUGAGCUGCAGAGCAACUUGAAAACAAGCCAAGUUCCCUCAGUCGCUCUGGUAUUCUCAUGCCAAAGCAAGUAAUGCAUUUUUUUUUUCUAUGAGGCAUUUAUAGUUGACUCUUCCCCAAGAAGUCUCAGAUUGAUUAUGAUAAAGCAAAGAUGAACAUGCUAAAAGAAAGAAUUUUUAAAAAAGAAAAAAGAAAAAAAAAGGUAAUGUGCUUCAAAGCUGUUUAAAUCUGCUUGUAUUACCCAUCUUGCCUUUCUCCAGGCUAGCUGCAAUAAUUUUUUUUCUUCUGUAAUAUAUUUUGUAAACUAAACAAGCUGUCAUUCAAGAAGAGGGAGGGGGAAGCUGGCAUUAUGACCAUCAACCUAAUUUUCAUUCUCAGUACUCCAUUUUGCCAUUUCACCUCAUGCUGCUGUGACAUGAAGUAGGUGCAAAAGAACUUUUUUGUACAGAGAUAUAUUUUUUAUGAAACAUUUGUAAAAUUAUUAAAUAUGCUGUACUUUUUGAUUAAUGUAGGUAAAUUGUUAAAAAAAUGUUUUUACAAUACAAAGAAAGAAAAUCCUGUAAUUUUCCCAAUACUGUAAAAUGCACCAUCUUUAGCUGAUUUUUUUCAGUUCUGAAUCUAUUCCACAUGUAUUAAUAUUAAAGUGGCCUGUUUAAAAUAUACAGUAAUUUUUUGGGGCAAAACAAAAAAAAGUAUAAAAGAUUGUAAUAUAGCCUGUGCAAUGCCACCUAUCUUGA